This is a messenger RNA of Labeo rohita (rohu), 1575 nucleotides long. RefSeq names its product proline rich 16 (gene prr16). The transcript has 3 exons. Lineage: Eukaryota; Metazoa; Chordata; Actinopteri; Cypriniformes; Cyprinidae. Bases 324 to 1067 code for a protein of 247 amino acids. The record is from RefSeq and is a predicted model, not a curated record. Gene Ontology annotation, biological process: positive regulation of translation; positive regulation of cell size.
ACAUUCAGAAAUAAUGUUACAUUCUUGUAGCAUAUUUGUGUUGGCUGGCAUACAGAUGAUCUCUCAGCAGUGAUGUCAGCAAAUGUCAGAAGAGAACUGACUCAUAACCGCUGAUUUCUAAUGUGUUUUCUGUAUUAUUAUUCGGGAUUCAUGAGGGUCGUGUUUCCAGCAUCAGUGUUUGUGUUGGGAGCGCGCAUGCGCGUGUUCACCGGGACGCGCAGCUCGAGAUUCUUCUGCAUCUGGAGGAAAACAUGCGAGCGUUAACAUGUGUGAUCGUCAUGAGAGGACACGCCGCACACCCGUGACCCGGUCCGCUUCGGAGGAUGUCCGGGAGCGCGGCGGCGGACGCGGACGGAGGCGUGAAUAAAGUUCAAGUCAAACGGCAGAUCAGGUGCAUCGUGGAGGAUCUCGAGAACAUCUUGGGAGACCUGAAGGAUGUGGCGAAGGAACUCAAAGAGGUGGUUCAGGAGAUCGACUGUCUGACGUCUGAUCUCCGUCUGGAGGAGGAUUUAACAGACAGCUCUAAGACGGACACGCUCAACAGCAGCUCCAGCAGCACCACCACCACCACGGCCUCCAGUGUCGACCGCGUCAAGAUCUACCCUGAGGAGAUGCUCUUCAGACCGUCGGCCGUCCCUCCCGCCGUCCUCACUGUCCUGAAGAGACCCACGCCGCCGCUCCCUCCCCCCCGCACCACCCCAUCCAGAGCCGAGGAGAUCACGGCCAACGGCGCGCUGAUGCGGAAUGGAGCGCCGCUCAGAGACUCUCUGUGUCGCGGCCCGAAAAGCCUUGUCGAGAAAGGUCACGCGAGCCGCUGUCCUCAAACCACGAGGGAGCGCGUACGCUUCAGCGAGAAAGUCCAGUAUCACGGCUACUGCCCCGACUGCGACCUGCAGUACGACAUGAACAACACGGAUCUGCACUUACACGCCGAACUGAUCGAUGGCAAACCUAGUCCCGUACAUCAGUGCUCGAAUGCGGCACUCGUGGAGAACGGAGGCCUCGCUUUCCCCUCGCAGAAACCACAGAAGACCAUUUUACGCAAGUCCACCAGCACGACCGUUUGACGCAGACUGAAUCUAAACACACUUCUCUUUAUAGUUUCUUUUUGUUUAGAGAGACGCUGCAGAGGAGAAACCAGAGAAAGACAGAACGGGACAUGUUGAAUGGUCUCUCAUUCGCUGAUCAUCUUCAUCUCAUCACGUUAGCUUCGGCCAGCGCUCGCGGCUCCUGACAGAAAGACCCGGAGGCGGCCGGAGAAACGUGGGAUUCUAAUGGAAAUCACAUCGGUGUUCUUCACAGCGGCUCCGCGGGGGAACGAGCGAGCGAGCCCCAGACCAUCCCGGAGCGUUUGAUAACCUCACCCUUUAAAGAAGAGCCGCCGCUGCUAGAGAAGAAAAACCAAAAACUACUACUAAUAAUCCACCAUAACGAAGAUCACGACUACAGUCAAACGCUGCCAGAGAAUCAGAAGUUUGUAAAGACCUUCUAUGUUUUUGUACAGAAAACCUUCAAAUACAAGAAGCAUAUUUUUGAUAUUUUCUAAGAUGAUUUUAAAGAUGUCACACAGUAUAU